AUGACUUCCUUCACUGUUCUGUUGCUCUGCAUCCAAGCUUGCUUGGUCCAGAAUGUGUUCAGCCAGUGUCUCGGCUCUGGCUUGGCUGGUGCUGGUCUGGCUGGCCCCUUCGGAAUGGCUUCUGGUUUGGGUUAUGACGGACUCGCCUACCCUGGCGCUGCCGGUUACGGCUCUGGAGUGGCCGCGUACGGCGGCGACGGUGAGGGCAACGUGGCGGUCGCUGGUGAGCUGCCAGUCGCCGGUACCACCGCUCUGUAUGGACAGGUGCCCAUCAUGGGCGCUGUGAGCUUCAGCGGUCCUGUGGCUGCUGCUGGUUCCGUGUCCAUCUCCGGACAGUGCGCGUGCGGCUGCGGUGCUCCUCUCGCCACUCCCGUGUACUGCUGAA
Molecule: messenger RNA, 385 nt
Organism: Helicoverpa armigera (cotton bollworm)
Lineage: Eukaryota; Metazoa; Arthropoda; Insecta; Lepidoptera; Noctuidae
Product: chorion class A protein Ld2/Ld41-like
Exons: 3
Coding region: 1-384 (127 amino acids)
Biological process (GO): multicellular organism development; chorion-containing eggshell formation
Cellular component (GO): egg chorion
Molecular function (GO): structural constituent of egg chorion
Source: RefSeq, a predicted model, not a curated record